GACAUUGGACGCUGGACAUUGGACAGGACGUGCGAUCUAUCGUGGGAGACGAACCAAUACCCACAUCGUACCGGAAAGCUGACCAAACGUUGGCAGCUCUUUGGUUGUCUAGUCUUUGGGCGAUAAGAAGGUAAGAAAGGGAUAGAUUCAUGCUCCCGGCAACCCCGCAGUGGUGAGAUACCCAGGUAGGUAUCCUGUCGCCAGGUCACUCUAUGUGAAAGGACGGCAUAUCAGCCCACUUUGAAUUCACAUUGGAGAUAUCAGUAGCAAUUCCGCGCGACGUUUUACAUAGUAUUAACAAACAGUCUCUUGUUGAUUGCAAAAUGUCUUCAACUGCGAGACAGCAAUCAGUACCAAAAGAUGGCAAUUGGCAUGGCCGAAUUGAAGUGGGAGGGGAGUUCCCGCCCGAAAUGGAUAGAUACCAUUUGUACAUUGGACUUUUCUGUCCGUUUGCCCACCGAGUAAACCUCAUUCGACAUCUCAAAGGUCUGACUUCCAUUCUCCCUAUAUCCAUCGUCAAACCUUAUCCAAAGGGUGACGAUAAAGGAUGGCCUGGUUGGAAAUUCGCAACAGAAAGCGACCCGUACCCUGGCGCAACUGGUGAUCAUCUCUUCAAUUCCAAAUAUCUUCACCAAGUAUACUUCCGAUCCCAAAGAGAUUACAAGGGGAGAUUCUCCGUGCCUGUUCUGUGGGACAAGAAGACAAAACAAAUCGUUUGCAACGAAAGCUUGGAGAUUCUGCGGAACUUAAAUACUGGAUUCGAUAGCAUACUGGAUGAUGAAUACAAAAAUUUGAAUUUCUAUCCUGACAAUUUGGCCGCCGAAAUCGAUGAAAUGGGAGAGUGGAUACAAAGCGAUAUCAAUACCGGAGUAUAUAAGGCUGGAUUUGCGCCAAACCAAGAAACUUAUGACAAGAAUGUCGUGCCAUUAUUCAAAGCCCUGAAUCGAAUUGAGGAAGUCAUUCAAAAGAAUGGAGGUCCAUAUGUUUUGGGGUCAGAAAUGACAGAAUUAGAUUUGAGGUUGUAUCCAACAAUUUGUCGCUUCGAUGCCGUGUAUGUGCAACAUUUCAAGUGUAACCUUGGAACGAUUCGUCAUGAUUACCCGGUACUAAAUGCUUGGUUGAAACAUUUGUAUUGGGAAGUAAAAGGGUUUAAGGAAUCGACGGAUUUUAAACAUAUCAAAGAAAAUUACACGAAGAGCCAUGCGGACAUCAAUCCAAAGGCUAUCACACCGAUGGGCCCUAUCCCUAACAUUGAGCGUGGAGUAGAUCAUGAUUGGAGUAAGUUGGUGGCAGGUAAAGUCGAUUUGGACUAAGAAAUGAAACAUUUAGUGCUUGGGUAUUGCUAGUUAUGUACGUCGUCCCCAAAACAUCGCCUUCCUCAGAAACUUGUCUCCCAGAUCAAUGAUAUUAUCUUUUCAGAAGUUUGAAGAGCCCCUCCAGUAAUAUAAAUGAAGUCCGGUGCAUUCUUGGUAGUCAUGUUUAUGAUUCUCUCGCUUUUGAUAACGCUUCCUUUGCUGCUUUGUCGGCUUGACCUCAUAGUUGGGACGUUCGAUGGCAGUAACAAAACUCUAAAGAUUGGUUGAAACAAGUGCAUAUCAGUAAAACCUAUCUAAUAUUCCUAAAAGCUUUUGGUCAGUUGUACCAAACGUUCGAAUGCCCCCAUUUAGGGCCAAUAUAUGAGUGGCAUAUAUCGAGGUCAAUUUAAGCAGUAAGGCUUCA
Messenger RNA from Botrytis cinerea B05.10, 1719 nucleotides. It is a transcript of the gene Bcgst10, whose product is annotated as Bcgst10. The record is from RefSeq and is a predicted model, not a curated record. The coding region runs from base 324 to 1313 and encodes 329 amino acids. The transcript has 3 exons. Gene Ontology annotation, molecular function: glutathione transferase activity. Lineage: Eukaryota; Fungi; Ascomycota; Leotiomycetes; Helotiales; Sclerotiniaceae. Gene Ontology annotation, cellular component: cytoplasm.